AGUCAUAAGUCGGACUCCGAGGAGCCAGGAAGUAACUGUGAGCCAUGCAGCUCAUGCGACGGAUAAAGUAGAGCGCGCGAGCGUCUGUUGUCAGCAGUCUGAGAUCACACGCGUGAGAGUGAGCAACAACAACUGCAAACUACUGCCAAUUUUUUUGCGCUGGUGCUCCGUGACCCCAGAGGAGAGACGAAACUCGGGGGAUAUUCAGUUUUUACAAGAACACAAAUAUAACACUAGCCCAUUGCAACACACUUCAUCAUAAGAAGAAAAAGACGGAAGGAAAUAAGUGCGGGACUGUGGAGUUUCGAGACAACGCUUCUCUCUUUGCAAGUUUAGACGAAGAAAAGCAACAAAAUUGAUCACAUCGCAUUCAGGAUGCCUCGGGUGGUCCCGGAUCAGAGGAGCAAGUUUGAAAACGAGGAGUUCUUUAGGAAACUCAGCCGCGAGUGCGAGAUUAAAUACACCGGUUUUCGAGACCGGCCGCAUGAGGAGAGACAAGCCCGCUUUCAGAACGCGUGCCGGGACGGCCGUUCAGAGAUAGCUUUUGUGGCGACCGGCACCAACCUCUCGCUGCAGUUCUUCCCAGCCAACCUUCAUGGCGACCAGCGGCAGGCACCCACCCGAGAAUAUGUGGACUUCGAGCGGGAGACAGGAAAGGUGUACCUGAAGGCUCCUAUGAUCCUGAAUGGAGUGUGUGUGAUCUGGAGAGGCUGGAUUGAUCUUCAGCGUCUGGAUGGGAUGGGCUGUCUGGAGUAUGAUGAUGAGAGGGCACAGCAUGAGGAUGCUCUGGCCCAGGCGGCCUUUGAGGAAGCCCGCAGGAGGACUCGUGAUUUUGAAGACAGGGAUCGUUCACACCGUGAAGACUUGGAGGUGAGAGUUGCCGACUCUGUGGCAUCAAAAAUCUGGGACUGAUGGCCUUCAAGAACCAGGCCCAGGCGACAGCAGGACCCCAGCCCUGGCUCCAACAUGGGCAACACUGACGAUCACAAGAUGCGCUAGCGGCAUUCACCAAAGUGGGAAGGGAUAGGGUCAUGAGACCUCCAUCACCACGGCAAUCUCAUCUCCAGAUACCUCGCUUAUCACAGGGCAGACCAAAGUCCACCGGUGGGGAUUUACGGGUGGGAUGUGUUUGGGAGGCGGGGGUAACGGUGAUCCCUCUUUUAGCCGGGUGA
Messenger RNA from Paramisgurnus dabryanus, 1172 nucleotides. Lineage: Eukaryota; Metazoa; Chordata; Actinopteri; Cypriniformes; Cobitidae. The record is from RefSeq and is a predicted model, not a curated record.